AGGCGGCAGCGCCAUGUCGCGCCAUGUCGAGCGGGCCACGCUGCUGCGCUCAGCAUCCAUGUACACUGAAAUACAGAGGGAACGGCCAGACACUGGGAAUAUCCUGACUCACCCAGACUACAUAGAUGGAAACCCAGAUCUUAUCAAGCCUAAAAAACUCCUAAAUCCCGUAAAAGCCUCCAAGAGUCACCAGGAGCUGCACAGAGAGCUGCUGAUGAACCACAAGAGAGGCCUGGGAGUGGAGAGCAAGCCAGAGCUGCAGAGGGUCCUUGAGCACCGGCGGCGAAACCAGCUCAUCAGACAGAAGAAGGAAGAGGAAGAGGCGAAGAAAUUGCAGUCACCUUUCGAAAAAGAGUUAUUAAAGAGGCACCAGAGGCUGGAUCAGCUGGAGAAAGAACAAGAGAAGCAGGAAGACCAUGCACCAGAAUUCAUCAAAGUCAAAGAAAACCUGAGGAGGACAUCGACAGUGAGUGGGGAGGAGAAAGCAGCAUAGCUCCUGCCAAAACGCAAAAGGGAUCGUCCCAAGGACGGCACUAACACCCACUGGCAUCGUGUACCCGGUCAGCGCUCACAGCCACAUCUUUGGGGCUAUUUCCUGUUAUUAAUGCUUGCUCCAGUAGAAUGCAUAAAAAAGGUUUUCCCAUCCCAGGAAGGUAUCAUAAUGGAACAAGUGCAGUAUUCGCUAGAAGUACUCACAGGAGAAGCUGCGGAGAGAAAUGAGGUCCCUUUUCCCCCAGACUGUGGGUGGAUACUAACCUCCAGCUAACUCUUGGUUGACCCUUGGGACACAGUGAAUGUUUAAGCCCGAGAAGCCUGUGGAGGGUUGAGUAUUGUCACAUCAGCCCAGAGGCAGGCUCGCUGAGCACGGGGUAGCAGGAAGGCUGCUGCAGCCCUGGGCAGCUCAUGGAAGCCUUUGCAUGACAACCAAGAGGGACAAUCUGCUUAUUACUGAGAACAAACACGGUGACCACAACGGCUUUUCCAUGAGUUACAGGUAUUGUACCACUAUGCAAGUCAACCUCACGGAUAUUGUGCAUCUGAGCAGCACAGCUCUACUAUUAAACUGUUAGAAAAAUCAACCUCUGCGUCCCCACAGACAUCCAGCACAGGCAGAAAGGUGCAACGGUUCAUCAGGAGCAUCAAACUGCAUUUCAAACCUGUUUGAAUAAGCAAUUUAGCCUGUUCCAUGAGCAGGUAGAAAAUACACUGGACUAUUCCACGAAUGCUCCAAGUAGGAGGAAACUGCUACGGGCAGCAAACAAAGGCUGGGGGUGUUUUCAGUACUCAUGGUGCUGGCUCAGCAACCAGCAGCAGAUAGGGAAGGUCAGAGCAGCAGAGAGGUGAAACUGCCUCUUGCCCCUGGACUACUGAGUUUCAGCCCCUCACCCAGCAGUUGGACACGUUGCAACCUCAGCAACGCAGGGGAAAACACUCAGUGGCCGAGAGGUGGCAAUGUCACCCUGCUGUCCUGUAACCUCUGUGCCCAGCCUGCAGCACAGCUGCCACCUGGACCCAUAGAUACUGCUGCAAAUCAGGGCUGACAGGGCUUCUCUUCUCCCUUCCCUGAGGUCAGAACUGCUUCAUUUCAGUCGCCACUUUGCAAAGCUGAAGUUCUCCUGGCUGCUAGCAGAAGAAAGCUGGGAGAGAUGGUGCCUUUGCACCGCUUAUGGUCAGCGCCUACCAUAUUUAUGGGGUACCUGAGUAGAAAAUCUUCAAAACUGCUGGACUCUUUCUUCAAAAGCACCUGUGCCUUGAGGGUGCCCUCAUCUAGAGCUAAAAUGUCUCCUUCAGGAAUAGCUCAUCUUCCUGCUUCUCACCUCAGCCCUCAUAUAAAGCCUAGACAGUGUACUCACCAACUGCCUUUGAAAAGUGGUUCUUGAACAGUGAAACUCAAUGGACUCAGCCAGCUGGGAAGGCAAUACCUGAUCAAACAAUAUCCACUAUCCACAUCUGCAGGGGAUCCAUCUAUGAAUAAAGGGAAACUGGGCAUUUAACACAUCUUUGUUAAUUAAGAACUUAUUAGUCUACUCCCUAGUUUUCUCCAGUCCAGCAGGGUAUUUCAUCUUUGAUUCACUCUUGCUCAACCUGUCAACUUGAGGAAAACAUGAGUUACUCCACCACAUGUCAAGUGGGUGAUGCAGCUACGUAGCUACUAGGAUGGUCUGAGAUUACAGGAGCCCUUAGCCCGAUCUUAGAUCUCAAGAGUUCCACCUUAUAGCACUAACUCCAUGGUAAUUUUUAGCCCCACACUCAUCACGCUUAAUCUAAACAAGUUUUUGUUUCAGAAAUCCAGUGCACGCAGUCACUACGGGUCAAUCAAGAUCUGAACGGAGCAAUUACGCCCUUUCCAACUGUGUGGCUUUUCAGGUAGCUUAAGAGCCCACAUGGAAGCAGCAGAGGGAAGGGGGGAUGCCAAAUUUCUCCAAGAGAAAAAGGUGAUGCUAAAAAUGCCUUUAUAUGGUUGUAGAGAGCAUUAUACGAUAUCCUAUAAAUAUCAUCAAUUUAAAUAAUAGACCAGAACUUACUGAGCUGGGCUUUUGUGAGGGGUACAGAGUAAAUGAUUUUCAUCAAAGAGCUCAGAACAACAACGAAGCCCUAGAACCUAUAGUUUUGCCACAGAUUAAAUCAACCCCAGAACAGAACAAUGUUAGUCACCGCUGAAAUCAGUGUUGGAUAGGACCAUUUAUGCAAGUUCGUGGGUGCAAAGCCAUUCCAAAAUGCCU
Messenger RNA from Nothoprocta perdicaria, 2723 nucleotides. It is a transcript of the gene FAM107A, whose product is annotated as family with sequence similarity 107 member A. The record is from RefSeq and is a predicted model, not a curated record. The transcript is spliced from 4 exons. Gene Ontology annotation, cellular component: neuron projection; synapse; stress fiber. Gene Ontology annotation, biological process: actin filament polymerization; actin filament bundle assembly; regulation of actin cytoskeleton organization. Bases 14 to 493 code for a protein of 159 amino acids. NCBI's taxonomy places the organism in Eukaryota, Metazoa, Chordata, Aves, Tinamiformes, Tinamidae.